Perca fluviatilis (European perch) is the source of this 1278-nucleotide messenger RNA. RefSeq names its product protein-lysine 6-oxidase-like. The transcript has 6 exons. Gene Ontology annotation, biological process: peptidyl-lysine oxidation. The record is from RefSeq and is a predicted model, not a curated record. Bases 89 to 1228 code for a protein of 379 amino acids. Lineage: Eukaryota; Metazoa; Chordata; Actinopteri; Perciformes; Percidae. Gene Ontology annotation, molecular function: copper ion binding; protein-lysine 6-oxidase activity.
GGAGACUCUUCAGAUGUGCGGCUGUGUGUGGGGAAGAAAAGAAAAUAGUUUCUUUCUUAAUUAAAGUCACAUUAAUUUAUUUGUAAUAAUGAAGGAACUCUCCCCUGACGCCUUGCUGCUGUCUUUUGCGCAUUUAUGUUUCCUCUGUAGUUUUCUGGACGCGGCUCGCGCUCAGGAGGCUGCAGGUGAUGACGAUGCGCUUCGGCGGGGGUUGACAUGGCAACACAACGGGCAGGUUUUUAGCAUCCUGAGCCGCGGCUCUCAGUACCAGCCGUCCGGUAGGAGGCAACCCGGGUCGCCCCGCCGCGGUAACCCUGUGGUCCUCCUCAGCAGCGCUAACGACACGGUCCCCGCCGCUUCCCGGGGCUCCCCGCGGGUCCCCGUCACCAGCGGCACUGCGCAAUUACGCGCGAUGAUGCGUCAACAGCCGCGGCCUCAGCAGCACGGAGACUCUGCCCCGGUCAGACGGGAGGACAUGAUGGUCGGAGAUGAUCCAUACAACCCAUACAAGGCUUCUAACUAUUACCCCUAUUAUAACUACUACAACUCGUACUACAGACCCGGACCCAGGGCUCAGCCCCGGCACGGAUACGGAACCAGCUACCACCAGAACGGUCUCCCUGAUCUGGUUCCUGACCCAUACUACAUCCAGAUCGCCACCUACGUCCAGAGAAUGCCCAUGUACAACCUCCGCUGUGCUGCUGAGGAGAACUGCCUCGCCUCCUCCUCCAUGUCCUCCCACGAUUAUGACACCAGAGUUUUGUUGAGGUUUCCUCAGAGGGUGAAGAACCAGGGAACCGCUGACUUCCUGCCCAGUAAACCUCGAUAUGCCUGGGAGUGGCACAGCUGUCACAAUCACUUCCACAGCAUGGACGAGUUCAGCCUGUACGAGCUGCUGGACUCCCAAACUCAUAGCCAGGUAGCCGAGGGUCACAAGGCCAGCUUCUGUCUGGAGGACACUUCCUGUGACCCGGGAUACUACCGCCGCUUCGCCUGCACCUCACACACACAGGGUUUGAGUCCAGGUUGUUAUGACACCUACAAUGCUGACAUUGACUGUCAGUGGAUCGACAUCACUGACAUCUCUCCUGGAAGAUACAUCCUCAAGGUGACAGUAAACCCCCGGCAGCAGGUUCCAGAGUCCAACUUCAACAACAACGUAGUUCGCUGUGACGUCCAGUACACCGGCACCGCCGCUCACGUGUCCGGAUGCACCAUGACGUCGUAAGAAACACUUUCUUUCUUCAGUUAUUCCAGAGCUCUUCAACAGGGGGUCUG